Messenger RNA from Beta vulgaris subsp. vulgaris (sugar beet), 1638 nucleotides. Its product is annotated as GDSL esterase/lipase At4g10955. NCBI's taxonomy places the organism in Eukaryota, Viridiplantae, Streptophyta, Magnoliopsida, Caryophyllales, Amaranthaceae. The transcript has 2 exons. The coding region runs from base 276 to 1364 and encodes 362 amino acids. The record is from RefSeq and is a predicted model, not a curated record.
GAUAGAGUAUAAAUCUAUUCCUGGAACCUCAACCAUCAGCUUAAGCUUUUGGUUAAAUUGGUCCUUUGCCAUCUAUCAAUAAAGAUAAAAUAGGAUUGUAUGUGUAUGUGUGUUAUGAUGCUCCUAUAGAUCUUUUUUUUUUUUUUUUUUUGAGGGGGCUCCUAUAGAUCUUAAUUUGUCUAAUUAGUUAAUUGCAUGUUUGUGUGUGUGUUUAAAGCAAAUGCAAGUCAUUUUGUGGCUUCACUGAUAGGAGAUUUUUCAUGAAGAAGAGUUAGAUGAAGGGGAACACGGAAGAAGAAACUGAGGCUAAACUAUCCCAAUGGGUAUUUGGUAUUUCUGGUCCUGUCCAUCUCACUUCUGUUGAUUGGACAAAACCUGAUCAUGUAAGAUCAAUUGCUGCUAGUUUGGUUCAAGGAGUGUACAUAUUGGAAAGAGACCGGCAACAGAAAAGAAGUGGACAUAAAGCAUUAGCUCCAACAUGGUGGGAAUUCUUCAAUUUCCAAUGCAUCAAAACUCUUAUAGAUCAAACUGAUUCUUCCAUAUAUGGAGCAAUUUUUAAGCACAUCACAUCUCAUGUCCCUAACAAUCAACAAGGUGUACAUGUUACUCCAAGGUAUGUUAUGGUCUUUCGUGGUACCCUCAUGGAACCCGAUACUCGAAAACGAGACCUCUACUUGGAUAUCCAAUUUCCCCUAAAUGGUUUAACACUAGACUCUCGAUAUCAUAAAGCAAUCAUAGAGAUACAAGACAUACUACUUCACACAAGCCCUAAUAAUUUUCUUUUAGUCGGACACUCCCUAGGGGCAGCUGUUGUACUCCAAGUAGGCAAAGAUAUGGCGAAAAGGGGAUGUUACAUUGAGACCUACCUCUUUAACCCUCCAUAUACGUCUAUCCCAAUUGAGAAGAUAAACAAUUUGUAUUGGAAGGACAAGAUUCGCACUGCUAAAAGUAUAGUAACUGCGAAUGUCUAUCAAAUGGUUAAAAAGGGUAACAAAGAUAAAAAUUUGACACAACAUGACCCGUUUCUUUUGUUAUGUUCAUGGAUUCCAAACGUAUAUGUAAACACGAGAGAUCCAUUUUGUUGCGAGUAUAUAGGGCAUUUCGAGCAUCGAGGAAGGAUGAAGGAGCUUGGAAAGGACAAGGUUGAUGUAAUUGCAAGUAAGAACUCCUUAAUGAGUAUGUUAGCAGGCGCAUUAGGGAGAGAGGGUGAGCCACCACAUCUAAUUCCAUCAGCAUUACUUACGAAGAACAUGAUCGCAUUGAAUCAAAGUUUGAAAGAAGCUCAUUGCAUUGAUCAAUGGUGGAAACCACAUCAACAUUGGCAAUCUAAGCUUUAUAAAUGGGAAGAAUGUAAUUGUAUGUGACUAUUACUCAAAUUAUGCAAGCAAAUAGAUAGAAAUAAAAUAAAUCCUACAUAAGAUUUUCGAUGCAAUUGUUAUGCAUCAUAUUAAAAAAAAAAUUUAUAUGUCGACCACUUGUGAAACACUCAUACCAGUAGAUAAAAAACCAUUUUAAUCAAGGAUGUCUUGGCCUAGUGAUGAAGAUUGAGGUGAUGUGAACGAUACAUCACAGGUUCAAAUUCCCCCCUCCCCUUCUUUGUACGACCUUCGUGGCAAUAAAAAAACCAUUUUAUGUUUU